UUUUCCUUUCGCUUUCGCGCGGAACUCGCUUUUGUGCGCCUGGUCCGGUCUUUCGCGGCCAUGGAGAACGGAGGGCAGGUCUACGAAGAAACCACCGUCCCCGCCGAAGAGGGCAAGGCGCCCUGCUGGGGUCACCUGACCACCAGACACUUAGGCAAGUGGCGACUGUGCCUCAAGAUUUCGCAGCUGGUGCUAUCCUUCAUAACCUUUGUCCUUGAAGAAAUUGUGACAAAGUGCAGCUCCUGUGUUGGACUUUACAUCUUUGAGUUUGUCAGCUGCAGUGCCUUUCUUUUAAGCAUCUUAAUCCUGGUUGUAUUCUGUACUUCUUUCUAUGAAAAGGCUGGAGAAAAGAAGGUAGCACAGCUGGAUUUCAUGGUUGUUAUAUCAGUAGGGUCAGUCUUUCUACUAGCUUCAAUUAUAUUUUCUGCAACCAGUGACAAGACACCAAUUGAAAAUGCUGCAGUUGCAUUUGGAUACUUUGCAAGUAUAGCAUUCCUUGUGGAUGCUGUCCUAAUGAUUAAGAAGCGGAGAGUCAAAAAAGAGAGACAGCCAGAAAGUACAACCAACCCAUCAAAUCCACCAGAAAAUCAGCCAUUAAAUAAUCAGCAGACCUAAGCUGUAAACCACAAUGGCUUUUUACUACGUGCUGAUCAUAGUUGAAGAGAUUCUGUCUUUUAAGGUGUGUCUAGAUUAUUAAAUUUUAUUUCAGUUUUGUA
Molecule: messenger RNA, 716 nt
Organism: Python bivittatus (Burmese python)
Lineage: Eukaryota; Metazoa; Chordata; Lepidosauria; Squamata; Pythonidae
Gene: CMTM6
Product: CKLF like MARVEL transmembrane domain containing 6
Cellular component (GO): membrane
Source: RefSeq, a predicted model, not a curated record